CAAUCACCUUCCCUCCUUCGCCACAAUAUUCUUCUAUCAUCACCCAAAGGCUAGAUAGCUACAAUGCUCCGCGUCAUCCCCUAUCCACCACCUCCCCGCCCGAUGAUCAACGGCGAUAAAAUGAGCGGUCGCCAUCUCCACCAGCAACCGCGCAUGACCUCUAGUGUUUCCGCGUCUACCCCCGAGCAGGUUGUCGCUCCCGCAACCGUGUCGCGUGUCUACCGGGUCGCCACAAAUCUUUUCCUGACACGACGGGUACCGGAUGCCUUGAUGGUUCUGCAGCCUAUCAUUGCUGACUCGGUUUCCCCGAGAGUUAGGUGUUCUCGUACUCUCAGAAUCAAAGUAUGGAGUUUGUAUUUUGCCAUUCUGGACGCCACAGCCAAAAUGGGCCCAGAGGAAGGGAAGAAGGUUUGGGGUGCCCAAGAAUGGAGGAGGAUUGUUUCUAGAGUUAGGAGUGGCGCCGUAUGGAAUGAAGCGAUCCAAAUUUACGGCGAGGAAGGGAGAAUCGACGGGGAUGUUGUGAACACACUCGUCAUGUUGCUGCUAGCACAUUCACAAGAUCAAACCGUCACUCAGAAGAAGAUUGAAGCGUAUCUAUCGGCCGCGCCUAGCCUGCUUGGGUCCGAGGAUGAUCCGAAAGCGGUAUCGCAACGAGUCAAGCUUAUGGAACUUUACAUCCUGCAUGUUCUUCCCCGAGUAGGUGACUGGGAAUAUGCUAGAGAGUUCACUCAAAUGAGUCCUGAUCUGGAUGAAGAGCAGAAAGAGGCUUUUCAAGCGACUCUCGAUGCGCUUCAGAAAGACAAGGAAGAGACCGAACGUUAUAGUCAGGAAUUGGAGGCGCGAAAGGAAGCCGAGUGGGAAAAAGAAGAGCAGGCCGAGCGGGAGCGCCAGAAACGGGAGCUUUCCCCAUCAAUAAGCACCCGCCCAACGCCCCGAAGGCAAAGUGUCCAAGGUCGAGCAAAAAGGAGCAAAGCCGGGAGUGUUCGGGGCGAUAGCCCCACAGAAGAAAAGAUGAUGAGGAAGCAGGCAAGGACAAGAAGCGAGGAUACCAGGGGGGCCAUCAGUGCACGGGGCGGCUCCACGAACAAGAAUACCACAUCCUUAUUCUCCACUACCACCGCGCUCCUAAACAGAUUACAGUCACAAGUGCACACGGCCCGCGGCAGGUUCAUGCUCCUGCGAACGGUCAUCAUGUUGGCGAUGGUAGUCUGGAUGACGAGCAAGCGUCGAGUCCGGGAGAAAGUUCGGAGAUUGUUGAUGCUAGCUUGGAUUAAGACCACGCGUACUGUGGGAAUGGGGAUGAAGGUCACCUAUAUUUGA
Tuber melanosporum (Perigord truffle) is the source of this 1320-nucleotide messenger RNA. RefSeq lists its product as uncharacterized. The record is from RefSeq and is a predicted model, not a curated record. The transcript is spliced from 3 exons. Bases 64 to 1320 code for a protein of 418 amino acids. NCBI's taxonomy places the organism in Eukaryota, Fungi, Ascomycota, Pezizomycetes, Pezizales, Tuberaceae.